Messenger RNA from Nezara viridula (southern green stink bug), 5679 nucleotides. Lineage: Eukaryota; Metazoa; Arthropoda; Insecta; Hemiptera; Pentatomidae. The record is from the annotation of a GenBank genome assembly.
AUACAAUUCGAUCCAUCUCUGGGACUCAGAAACUUUUCAUUUUGUUUGGCGUUUUGUCUCCCACCUCUACCGGUUUAUCGCAAGUUUCUCACUGAAACAUUGCCUUUGUGUAUAUAGUUGAAUUAUUAGAAGUAGCUAUGAGUAACUUGGGCAUCUGUAUAAAAGAAGAAAUUGCUAAUGAAACUGAAUCUACCGGUAUGAGUAACUUAAAUAUAUCUAUUAAAGAAGAAACUACUGAUGAAACUGAGCCUACUGGUGAGAGUAACUUAGAUAUGUUUAUAAAAGAAGAACCUGCUGAUGAAACUGAGCCUAAUGGAAUGAGCAACUUAGGUAUCUCUAUUAAAGAAGAAAAUAUUGAUGAAACUGAGCUUACUGGUGACUUUAUUUAUACAAAACAAGAAGAAGAACUAAUUGUACCUGAUUAUGGUGGACCAGUUGGUGUGAAACAAGAAGAAGAAUUACACGUUCCUGAGGAUGGUGCUAAAAACUCCCUAAACAAGAUAUAUCAGCUGCAAGAAAAGGCGGAUUUUAAAAUUCCUGCAAUAUCUCUUAUUGAUAACAAAACUUAUAAAUGUUUUCAUUGUGAAUUUAAAACGAAAAAGAAAAUUGAUUUGAAAAUUCACAUUAAAUCUCAACAUAAGAAACGAAAACUAACGCAUAUAGUGACCCUUCGCACUGGUGCUAAAAACUCCCUAAACAAGAUAUAUCAGCUGCAAGAAAAGGCGGAUUUUAAAAUUCCUGCAAUAUCUCUUAUUGAUAACAAAACUUAUAAAUGUUUUCAUUGUGAAUUUAAAGCGAAAAAGAAAAUUGAUUUGAAAAUUCACAUUAAAUCUCAACAUAAGAAACCAAAACUAACACAUAUAGUGACACUUCGCACUGGUGAGAAGCCUCAACAUUGUCCUCAUUGUGAAUAUAAAACUGUUAUGAAAAGUUAUUUAAAACAACAUAUAAUGGCCCGUCAUACAGAUCACAAGCCUCAACAUUGUCCUCAUUGUAACUACACAGCAAUAACGAAAUAUUAUGUAAAAUUACAUAUAAUGGCCCGUCAUACAGAUCAGAAGCCUCAUCAUUGCUCUCAUUGUGAAUUUAAAACAGUAUACAAAUCUUGUUUAAAAUCACACAUAAUGGCCCGUCAUACAGAUCAAAAGCCUUAUCAUUGUCCUCAUUGUGCACAUAAAACGGUAAAUAAAUCUAGUUUAAAAUCACACAUAAUGGCCCGUCAUACACAUGAGAAGUCUCAUCAUUGUCCUCAUUGUGAAUAUAAAACAUUAACAAACUAUGAUUUAAAAAUACAUGUAAUGGCCCGUCAUUCAGGUGAGAAACCUUUCCAUUGCCAUCAUUGUAAAUAUAAAGCACUAUUAAAACGUCUUUUAAAAUCACACAUAAUGGCCCAUCAUACAGAUCAGAAGCCUUAUCAUUGUCCUCAUUGUGCACAUAAAACGGUAAAUAAAUCUAGUUUAAAAUCACACAUAAUGGCCCGUCAUACAGAUCAGAAGCCCUAUCAUUGUCCUCAUUGCAAUGGAUAUAGUGCAGUAACAAAACAAAUUUUAAAAUCACACAUAAUGGCUCGUCAUACAGAUGAGAAACCUCAUCAUUGCCCUCAUUGUGAAUAUAAAGCAGUUCUAAAAACUAAUUUACAGUUACACAUAAUGUCUCGUCAUACAGAUGAGAAACGUCAUCAGUGUCCUCAUUGUGAAUAUAAAACAAUACGAAAAAAUAAUUUACAGUCACACAUAAUGUCUUUUCAUACAGAUGAGAAGCCCUAUCAUUGUCCUCAUUGCAAUGAAUAUAGUGCAGUAACAAAAUACAUUUUAAAAUCACACAUAAUGGCUCGUCAUACAGAUGAGAAACCUCAUCAUUGCCCUCAUUGUGAAUAUAAAACAGUAAAAAAAUGUAGUUUACAAUCACAUAUAAGCUCUCGUCAUACAGAUGAAAAACCUCAUCAGUGUCCUCAUUGUGAAUAUAAAACAGUACAUAAAAGAAGUUUAAAAUCACACAUAAUGACUCGUCAUACAGAUGAGAAACCUCAUCAUUGCCCUCAUUGUGAAUAUAAAACAGUUCAAAAAAUUAAUUUACAAUCACAUAUAAUCUCUCGUCAUACAGAUGAAAAACCUCAUCAGUGUCCUCAUUGUGAAUUUAAAACAGUACAUAAAAGUAGUUUAAAAUCACACAUAAUUUCUCGUCAUAACAGAUGAGAAGCCUCAUUCUUGCCCUGUAAUUAUAAAACAGUAACAAAAAAUACCCUAAAAUAUCACAUAAUGGUCCGACAUUCAGAUAAGAAGCCUUAUGGUUGUUCUUAUUGCGAAUAUAAAAUAUUAACAAAGUGUGAUUUAAAAAUUCAUAUAAUGGCCCAAUUAUAUGAAAUCUUUUCAUUUUGAAUAUGAAGCAGUAACCAGAAGAAAUUUAAAAUCACAUGUAAUUGUUUUUCAUACAGAUGAGAAGCCACUUUAUUGUGGCUAUAAAAUAUCAAUAUUAGAAUUUUUGAAAAGGCAUGUAAUGUUCAAUUAUAAACAUGAUAAGCUUCAAAAAUAUCUUCAUUGCAACUAUAAAACAUUUACAAUAGGCAAUUUAAAAUGGCAUAUAAUGCACCAUCAUAGUGAUAAGAAGUCUAAUUGAAUUUAUAACCGCUACAAUUAGUUCAAACAGCCAUACGAAGUUCCUGUUGAAUAGAAGAUAAUCAUAACUAGUGUGAAUGCAUUAUGUUUAAUUUGUAGAAUAUUUUUGUGAUAUGUUGUAUUUAUAAAAUUGCUUGCUAUGUAACUAUGAAAAAACAAAUUUUAUUCUAAGACCAUGUUUGUCCCUUAAUAAUGUGUAUAUAUAUAGAAUUUUUAUUGAAGAAAAAUAAUACAAUCUGCCACAAUCUAGGGCAUUGAGUAUUGUGGCUCUAUGUUUACAUUUUAAAUACAAUUUAAAAUAUAAAUUGAGAACAAAAAUAAAAUAAGAUCAUAUAUGUAAGUAAAUAUAUAUAUAUAUUAAAAUAAAAGAAAAAAAACUUGUAAAAAGGAAGAAAAAAAAACAUUAAAAGAAUAGUUAAAAAAGAAAAAAAAAUACUUGAUUCACAUUUAUUCCUAUGCCCAAGAUAUACAUUCAACCUAGGCAACUCUGAACCAUGCCAUGCCGCCCUCACGUGAAAGGCAAGGCAGGGCUCAAGCAGAUCCCAGCGCUUCUCUACCAGCCUCAUUACUAUUUAAAAGCCAGUAGAGACUGAGUAAGAGCGCUAAAUCCAUCCUUAAGAAUUAGAGGGACAGAAAGUAUAUCGGAACAAAAGUUCUAUUUAAGUAAAAAAACAAAAAAUACAUAUUAUUUAUCAUAAAUACAUAUUAUUUUAAAUGUCUAAUAAGUACAGUGCAGAGCAGAGGCUUGGUCCCUACCAAUGUGGAUUUAGACAGGGAAGAUCUACGACAGACCAAAUAUUCUGCCUCUGAACAAUCCUAGAGAGAGGAAACGAACAUCAGAUUAAAACCCACCAUGUUUUCGUUGACUUUAAGGCAGCUUACGAUAACAUUAAUCGGGAAGAACUGUACAAGGCACUAGAAGGUUUCAAUAUCCCAGAUAAGCUAAUAUGACUGGAGAAGCUGACCAAGAAGGAUGUAAAGUGCACUGUGCAGGUUGGUGGUCUAAGGACAGAAGAGUUCUCCUCAACGAAAGGACUUCGUCAAGGUGAUGCGUUCGCAUGCCUUCUGUUUAAAUUGGCACUUGAGAGGACAGUUAGGGAUUCUGAUCUGCAAGCUGAUGGGACGAUUUACAACCGGAUGCUUCAGCUAUUAGCCUAUGCGGAUGAUGUGGAUAUCGUGGGGUGGUCGUUGCAAUCUGUCAGAGAGGGAUUUUUAGCUUUGUUGGAGGCCGCCAGAGCACUUGGGUUAGAAGUGAAUGAAGGCAAAACUAAAUAUAUGGCCACAGGAGAAGUUCCUCGACCAGGCGAGACCUUCAAUAUUGGCCCCUUUAAUUUUGAGAAAGUAGCGCAGUUUAAGUAUUUGGGGUCACUGAGAGGACACAAGACAAUGCACCCGAGUUCGAGGUCUAGAAAAGAAUAUUUAUGGCUAACCAAUGUUACUUUGCCCUUUCCAAGGAAUUCACCUCUCGCCUUUUAUCCCGGCAUCACAAGCUACAUCUCUAUAACACACUAAUCCGUCCAGUCCUGCUCUAUGCUUCAGAAACAUGGACGACGACUAAAAAAAUUGAGAAAGACCUCCUAAUCUUUGAGAGAAAAAUUAUUCGAAGAAUAUUUGGAGGAGUGCAGAAAGAUGAAAAUUGGAGAAGACGGAAAAUGCCGAGAUUUGCUCAACUUUUAAUGAUCAGGAUGUCGUUCUGAGGAUGAAGCUCGGAAGAUCGAGAUGGGCUGGUCAUGUAGUAAGGAUGGAGAAUGAAGCAAUCCCUAGAGGAUGAUCCUGAUAGAACCUUUCUACGGCACAAGAAGAAGAGGGAGACCAAAGCUAAGAUGGUUAGAUGGUGCUGCAAGAGAUUCAAGGAUGUCCUGGGAGUCAGGAGCUGGAUAAUGGCCGCACAGAACAGAGAUGACUGGAGGAAGCUGGUGGAAGAGGACAAGACUCGUCACCGAGUUGUAGUAGUUGUAGUUGCAGUGAUAAUAAUAAUAAUAACUACAGUAGCGGAGGUAUAAAUCUUCCCCGUGAAGUAAUGGUAGAGCUGGCCUGAGGCAGUCCCUCCAUCAGGCACAGUAGAACCAUAACUUACUCGCCCGAAACUUAUUUUAUGAAACGGACUUCUUCUUCUUCUGUCAACUCACACUGCUCAGCGGUAGAAGAGGAAACGAUUAAGAAGAAGAGCUUUAUCGGAAGAAUAUAAGAUUCAUAAUUGGUCCGGUUAAAUUUUCUUAUUUGUCUUUUCAGUUCAUAAGACUUAUCGGUGUAUACGACGAGAACCUAUUUGUCUGCCAAUAUUUUCGGGCUCUUCUCUUUAUUCUGAUCAUAUACCUCAUGCAUUGUGGGUAGCAAGGCAGGUACACCGCUUCUUUGAUAGUGGAUUCUGAUGAAGACCAAGAAGCAGCAUUCUGUUUUGAUUUUGUUAAUGUAUCUACGGCUAUUUCGAGUUCUUCAGUUGUGAGUGAUAACCGAAUUGAUAGAUUGGAUUGAAGAUACAUUCGGUAAAGAUCCCAGUCCAUGUAUCUUAUGAGCGAAGGUGUUUUUUUCUGCUGCUGAAGACUCGUCAUGAAGAACUAGGUGUACCAAGGAAUGAUCAGAGCUCGGCGCUCGAUUCUACGGGUGAGGAAUUGUAUGAAGUUAUUUUGUUACAAAAAAGUCGAAUAAGACGGGAGUUUAAUGUACAGAGUUUGGCCAGUCAGAGUAUCUGGGUAAAUUGUGUCUAAUGAAAGAUCUUGGAAGGGACGCGAUAUAGAUUUCUACCUCUUGGGAUGAAGAGUCUUCAACUCCACCUGUGGUCCUUGGCGUUGAAAUCACCUCCAGGGAUAGUGCAUCUUCUUAAGAGAAUGAAAACAUUGCAGCUGUGAUAAUGUACUUUGGAGGGCAAUACAUAUUAGCAAAAGUGAUAGGGUGGUGAUGUUUUGUGUAAAGUGUUAUGUCUGGGGCCUAUUUCAUAAUAAAGUUAAUAGUCUUAGUAAAAAGUACAAGUGUACAAAAUUAAGAAGUACAAGUACUAAUAAUUUUUAUUUUAUGGAUUGAUAAGAAAUAAAAUCAAAUCAAUAAGCGGCUAGGUUAUUUUUAG